AGCUUUUGAAGUUGGACAUGAGUUCAUUUCGGAUAAGGAUUUAAUAAAGUACGUCAGUAAAUUCUACAAGAGCUGUGGCUGAGAAGGCAGCUGGCCCAGAGAAGUGAUUUACAGUUUAUAGUUCACUUCAUAUCAAGCCUGAUGAACUGAUGAAGGCCAAAUAAUGGAUAAAAAUGACGAUAGAAAUGUGCUUUUAACUGCGUUAGUAUAAUCGAUUCCCAUUGUUUUCAAACACAAUAUAGAUAGCCACUGGGAACAGAGUUUUUUGUUCUGGUUUUUUUAUGCGAAUAAAAAGCAACGGGGUUCUCUUUUUUAUCAAUACAAAUUAGGUGAUUCCUUGGUGUGAAACCGUGAGAUGGAGAGGAAUUCAUGUUUUUGAUCCAUGUGAUAAAUUUGUGUUACGUUCACAGUGAGGUUGCGAAGGAAGGGCAGUCUUACAAACUCUCAUGAAAAAACGGCCACGGAGUUUGAAUCAACAACAUAAUCGCUAAUACAAGGAAGAAGUAAACGAAUGGAGCACCUGAAAAAGCGAAAGACAAUGAUACCAAAGAUGGAUGGCUAGCAUACUAGCCAAUCUUUGUUUAUUUACAUCUACGAACUUGUAAAUAUUGGAGCUUUCAUAAAUCGACUUUGCGCUUGUUGCUAUAUUCCAGUUUUAACAUCAAACGAAUCUGACUUUCGAAUUUCAUAAGUCAAUAAAAGAUAACAAUGACAUCCAAAAAAGUGUCGGAGUCGGCAAAACGCAAGGUUAUAGUGUACUGAUGAAUCGGGGCAAUUACAAAGAUUAAAGGAGACGCUGUAUGAAAUCGUUUAUGAGAAAUCAUUGAUCGUGGAAUUGCGCAAAGAUGCAUCGGGGAAUAUAGUUUGACAGUACCAAGAGCUGCUCGCAAAGAAAUUUGUAUUUUGCUUAUCUGCCAACUCUAGACUGAUCGCUUAACUCUCUAAACUAGCAAAAGUUUUCAAUUCUAAAAGAAAAUUAAUCUGCUUAUCUGGAUUAACAAGUCAAAGCAGUUAUUACAACAUAGAAAUGUCGGUUCUAGUGGAGCCUAUUCCAUCUUCAAAACAUCACGAUGAAAACACCGCAGGAAGGCUUGUUCUAUGACAGUAAACUUCGUAUUUACCAAGGAUUUUCACGGAAAUGUCUCGACGCUGUAUUUACAUUACCAAUUAAAUUUAUGUGGAAUGGAAAUGUAGUUUUAGUCAGAACAAUCGAUUCUGAUGACGGUAAUUAAGAGAAGAAAAUCAAAUUGAAUCGGCAUCUCAUUUCACCUGCAUUUGCUGAGAUAUCUAGAGCAACGAUCGACCGUAAGAGAAUUUGAGGCGCUACUGGCGAAAGAAACUCUUCGCUUCCUUUCUCUGUUAGAUAGAAAGGAUCUUCGUGAAUGAAAAACGCAGCGAUGAUGAAUACAGGCCGGUUUAGCGUCUUCCUUAUUUGUUUAAAGUCUUUAAUGAUCGCUGAAGCGUUGAUUGAAUAUAAUCAGUUACUUGAUUCGAAGUGCCCGAUACGGGAUACAGAUGCAGACCUUAUCCUUGCCGGGGUCUUUCCAGUUCACGUGGAGGUCACUGCAGAUAAUUGCAACCAGGCAAAUUCAUGCGGAUACAGCCUUGAUAAGCAGAUAGACGGCAGUACAAAGUGCAUUCGCAUUAACAAAAGCGGAAUAACAUGGGUUGAGGCCAUGAUCAAAACGAUACGCGAAAUUAACGAAGACAGGCGACUUCUGCCUGGCAUCAGGCUUGGCUAUAUCAUAUGCGAUGGAUACAACAACAUCGACAGAGCAUUAAACAUAUCACUCAUGCUACAGUCGUUACGCCACACUGUGAUGCGAUACAGCAACGUAACAGAGAACAAGUGUAGCUGUCGAAACAACGACACGCGCACUAUUGUUGGUUUAAUCGGCGGUGCUUCUUCCAAAAUAUCAAUGAACCUUAACUACAUACUGAAUGUGUUUGAUAUUCCACAAAUAAGCUACUCUUCAACUAGUCCAUCGCUGUCCGAUAAAUUUAACUUUCGGACAUUCUUCCGGACUAUACCUCCUGAUACGUACCAAGGAAAAGCACUAGCAGAUAUAAUUAGGUACUUUGGUUGGGCAUAUGUCUCCACAGUGGCUACAUCCGAUGACUAUGGGCGACUUGGUAUAGAGGCGUUUAAAGAGGCGACAAAAGAUCAUGAUAUCUGCAUCGGCGUGGAGGCGUUGUUCGAUAUCACGUUGAACUUGCAGUCCACAAAAGACCAAAUUACAGAAAUCGUUUCCAACCUCAAGGCAGAGACGAAAGCCAAGGUCGUCAUACUUUUCUGUGAAUGGCCCUCUGCGCAGGCCAUUCUACAAGAAGCAGAGAAACAAAACUUGACUGGUAAAACCUGGAUUGCGUCAGAAGCUUGGGGGGAGAAUAACUUCGUAUUAGGAAUAAGGGAGGACGUGAUUGGAGGAAUGAUAGGGCUGAUACCAAUGCAGGGAAACAUAGAGGCAUUUAAAACCCACGUGGUGAACAUCGAUGCUCGCAAUUACGCAAUAAAUACGUGGUUCAAAGAGUACUAUUACAGCACGCUGAAAUGCAAAAAUCUGACUGCAAGCAGCAACGUGUCCAUACAUUUGGACUAUUCCUUUAGCAAAUGCGCCAAUGUUAUGGACGCAGUCUACGCACUAGCGCAUGCGUUGCAUAAAGAGCUUGGGUGUGACGUCACAGGUAGCCUACCAACAACAGAGUGCAAUUGGCUAAAGGAAAAGAAAGCCGUCAACAUGCAAAAUUUGUUGACUCAUUUGAAGAACAUCACCUUUACUGGCGCAUUGGAUGUGCCGAUGAGCUUUGAUUCAAAUGGAGACCCCAUUGGCGGCUACUUAAUAACAAAUCUGCAGAAUAAUACUGACGGAAGCAUGAAAUUCACCCGCAUUGGUCGCUGGGAUGGAAGGCAAAGGCAGCUUCACUUUACCCAGAAUACUACAAUAUAUUGGAAUGGCUGGGUGACACAGGUCAGCAGAUCGUCUUGCAGCAAACCCUGCGCCCCGGGUUAUUUUGGGAUACCUGGAAAAAGCAAGUGCUGCUGGGAAUGCUUUCGAUGUCAAGAUGGCUUCGUCAAAUGGUGGUAUGGCGAAGACAGUUGCAAGAAGUGCUCCGAUGAUUACGUAACAAAUGCAAACAAAACACAGUGCAUAAAGCUUAUCGAGAGAUACCUACAUUGGAGCGAUGUAGAAGCCAUUGUGAUCUGCGUGAUUUCAUUUAGCGGGGGCAUACUUGUGCUCGUCUCGCUCAUUUUGUUUAUUCGAUUGCGAUCGACGCCAAUCGUCAAAGCAAGCAGCCUUGAGUUAUCUUACUUCUUAUUAGUAACACUCCUCAUGAUAUUUCUCACGCCAGCAAUCUACAUUGGGAAACCCACGAAGAUACUCUGCAUAAUGCGACCAAUGAGCACCGGGCUGCUCAUGGCUAUUGCGACUUCAAUACUGUCUGUUAGGGCCUACCGAUACAUGUGCAUAUUCAAACUGAAGUUUCACAAGAAGGCUACAAAGCUACAGGGCCUAUCUUCACAAUUUGCUAGCGUGUUUGUGGCCUCAUUGUCGCCGGUUGGGGUAAUUGCGAUAUACUUCGCAUUCCAAAAUCCACACGUAGUUAAUCGUAUCGUUCUAGACAAAGACUCUCCCAAAGUGUACACAGAAUGCAACUUAGAGACUCAAUAUGUAAGCCUGGGGCUAGCCGGGUAUCUUCUUUGCUUAUCUGUAGUUUGCUGUGCGUUGGCAUUUCGAACGAGAAAGCUACCGGAGGUUUUUAACGAUGCAAAGUGGCUGGCAAUGACUAUAUUUACACAGAACAUUGUCUGGUUUGCGUCGAUGACCAUAUACAUUGCACGACACAAUGACCGUGCAAUGGUAAUGUGUAUCAACGUUUUCGUCAGCGGUUUUGUUAUCUGGGGGUUCAACUUUUUACCAAAACUAGUGACAAUCAUUCUUCACCCAGAACGCAAUAGGAGAGACGUUGUCAGUAGGCAAAUUUUCAUGAUGACAAGGCAUAGGGUGGACCGAGACCAUCCUGGAAAAAUAGAAGCAAAAGCCGUUGAAAGAUAUCUUAGACGCGGCUCAAAUGGCGAGGUUGUUAAUAGAGGAGAGCUGGAAGAGAAGGAGAAAGUUUCUGGCGAUAAUAGGAUAAGAGAACGAAGAUUCACCAAUAUAAACCUUCUAGACCCUGUUGCACUUACAGAUAUAAAUAGAUAAUUGUGCGAAACAACAUUGCUGGUGCAAGGAAAUGCGUCUAGUUUGGAAUUUGGGCUUUGAUAUUUAGCUUUACAGUGUCGAAAGCAACAUAUUUGAAGUGAACAAAAAUUAAUGAAGCAUGCUAAAAGACCUGUAUAUUCCUGCCAAAAUUCAGUUUUACUUCUGGUAGAUUGUUUCUAUGCAUAUGAUAAAGUGUAAUGUACAUUAGGCUAAUAGCAAACUUGCAAGAACUCAGCUAGAAUGCCAAGGCAAUUGAACAGAGACUUUGCAACUGAGUAUAACUGUAGGAUUAUUAUGUCAUCAAAUAUCAUUCGUUUUGAUUUGUAACUUUAUUAUUUAGUUUCUGUAUGAGGUAAAAUAUCUUUUUUUCUUUUGGUCAAAUUAUAAUUUAUUUGAAGUUACUUUAUUUGAAAAUGCUUUAAGAAAGUUCAUUUUCCUUAAAGAGCUGAUAUGUGAUAAA
This is a messenger RNA of Rhopilema esculentum, 4662 nucleotides long. RefSeq names its product extracellular calcium-sensing receptor. NCBI's taxonomy places the organism in Eukaryota, Metazoa, Cnidaria, Scyphozoa, Rhizostomeae, Rhizostomatidae. Gene Ontology annotation, biological process: G protein-coupled receptor signaling pathway. Gene Ontology annotation, molecular function: G protein-coupled receptor activity. The record is from RefSeq and is a predicted model, not a curated record. Gene Ontology annotation, cellular component: membrane.